AUGUUGGAGGCCGGCUCCAAGGUCGACGAUGGCGAUCUCGUGGACCCUUGGACGCCUCCGUCCACGCAGAUGCAGCUAGCCGUACACCACGACCGAUACACCCAGCUCUUGCGUACAUUCCUAUCGUGGAAACAGCGCGCUCAAGCGCAGUGUGUGCGGAGAAAAAGGUGGGAACUUGGGGUUGAGCAGGAGAAGAAGGACACUGCAACCAGCGCUAACUUCAUUGUACGCAUCCGUUCGUUACACGCUAUUCGGCGUUGGCGAGGGUUUGUCCGGAAGAAGAAGGAUACUGAUGUUCUCCAGCAGCGUGCCUACUUCUUCUUGUACUAUUGGCUACUCAAGCGCUCAUUGGGUCAGCUCGGUCGGCACACGCUGGUCAAAAGGCGAGAGCGGCAACUGACUUUGAAGAUUGCGAAGGCGAAUAGAAAUCGCUUGCUGGUCAAGAGCAUGCAGCGCUGGAGAUUGCGUCUACGAUUGCAUGAAACUCUAACUCUGUGGAGGGACUAUGUGCAGCGGCGGCGGCAUCAGAAAUCUCUGUACCAACCCAUUACCGAUGCUCUGACGCGCAAAAGUCACCAGCGCUUGCUCCAACUUGCAUUCGAUGUCUGGGCAAAGCAGUGUGCAAGAGCUCAGGGGCAGCGGAUGCUAGUUCGUGUUGUUGAGCGCCACAUGUACCAAAAAGUGUGCAAAAGAGCGUGGAGGGCAUGGAAAGUGAGAGUCCACCAGCUAGCUCAGCUUGACAUUUUCCACCGACGACGCCAGGAGCUUCGGUUGCGACGCGUUUGGGAUGCCUGGAGUGCUCGGACGCGAGAAAAAGAACACCGGGAGCAGCAAAGACGUCGCGCAGUGCGCCACAACUACCUGACGCUGUUACGUAUGGGAUUUAAGGGUUUUCGGGCUUGGCGUAUUCAAGGAAAACUCAGAUUAAGUCGAGUGGAGACUAUGCUAGACGCUGCAGACGCUAGCACCAUAGCGUCCGCGUUCUCACGUUGGGACCAUUUCACGAGCAGCAGGAAACUUCAAGCGUUAAAGCGCGACCGUGCUUUACUUCACUCGCAAUCACAACUGUUGAAGCGGGUUUGGACGAAGGGGUUUCUGUGCUUCUUCGCCAGAGCUCAGACAAAGAAGGUGAUGGUACUUGCUGCAAGUGAGCAGUACUAUAAAUGCACAGUGAGACGCUGUUUUCGUAUGUGGAAGGAGAUGUGGCAAGCAGAACGAGAUCACGAGGUGGCUCUGAGCAAUGUGUUACAAGGCUGCAUGGCCAAGAAAGCAAAAGCUACCAAAGCUGCAGUGUUCGAAAACUGGUCGGAGUUCGCUCGCGCGAAAGCUGCUGCACGAGUUGUAAACGCCCAGGUCCGUGGAUAUGCACAGCGACGCGUGCUUCAAAAAUAUUUUUCGCAAUGGAUCUCGUCUGUUUCCGUACUGCGCUGGCAGCAAAUUACGCGUGCACGCGCCGAGCAGCACCACAAAGCCGUAAUGCUUAGGAAAUGCUUCGCCCGGUGGCGACACAAUGUUUCGGCGCGCCAACGUUACCGCAAAAAGACACGGCAUGCGCUUGUCCACUGGAAAUUGACGUUGGAACGCAAAGCGUUCGAUGGCUGGAAGCAGUACCUGGAGAUGAAGAGAAGUAAGCAACAGCGCAUCCACGAAGCUCUCGAGUUUCGACACACACAAUUUGUUCGCGACGGUCUGCGCCAUUGGAUGACGACCGCAAUGCACUUGCAGGAGCAGCGUGAGCAACGAAUGACUGUAGCUCAAGCAAGUAACACGACGGCCGUGUGGCGACGAGUUGCAGCAAUAGCUCGUCACUGGCGUUACCUUGCGAUCCGGCGCAGAGCUCUCAGAUGUAAAGGAGAAGUCUCAGUAAACCCGAGGGAUGCACCCCGACGAAUUCCAGACGCACACUCGGCAUUCGAACGCGCAUCAGCACCACAAGCACACUCCACGCCGACUGUGAAGCUACCGCGAGGAGAUGCGGGCGACCGCGGACAUGCAAAUGCUGCACACUCAGAAAAUUCCAACUGGACAAAUGAGCGAUCUCCACUUUCCGAGUUCGUCUUGCUUCCAAGAAACCGGCCCCAACCUCGAAGACCUGUUGAGGUUACGCUCUUUGCCGACGCAAAAGCGGAGAGCUGGCUAGGAGGCAAAGAGAACAGGAAGACGCGCGAAGUCUUACGCUGUGGCUUUGAUUUUCCUGCCGAGAAUUUUGUUCCUCUCAGCUUACCACCGGACAAUCGAGUUGAUCCGCCCAGAUCACAUAGAAAGCUGCCGGCUACAGCAGCGGCCAUCGGAGGACAGUGUAAAUGCUGCGGAGUGCCGCCUACCUCAGUGGCUCCAGCUAUGGAAGGUGAUCUGCUCCUACCUAGUACUACACUGGGGCAAUUGGAGACGUUGGAGCAGCAACUACUGGCACUAAGCCGGCGAAAACGAGAGUGGGUGGCGUUUCAACAACAGCUCGACACAUUACGUGGAGAAGUAAACACAAACCCACGACUUCAGUCGAAGCUUCGAUCAAUGGAGGAGCAGCACGCGACUCGAACGAAGCAAUGGCUUCGCACAAAAGAACGCAUUCGUUCACUAGCAGCGGAGAUCCAGUUUUUGAGAAGUGAUUUGCAAAGAUAA
Messenger RNA from Phytophthora sojae, 2622 nucleotides. RefSeq lists its product as hypothetical. The record is from RefSeq and is a predicted model, not a curated record. Lineage: Eukaryota; Oomycota; Peronosporomycetes; Peronosporales; Peronosporaceae. Bases 1 to 2622 code for a protein of 873 amino acids. The transcript is spliced from 2 exons. Gene Ontology annotation, molecular function: protein binding.